AUGGCUUCGACAGACGCAAUACUAGAGCCAGGUGAUGCGUUGUUUGGUCGAUUUCGCAUUCCCGCCGCUAGCGUAUUUUUUCGAUCCGAAAAAAAGUCUGUCGCCUUUGUCAAUCUACGACCCAUCGUACCAGGCCAUGUUUUGGUAAUUCCCGAACGGAUUGUCCCGAAACUUAGGGAUCUACCGGAAGAUGAAUACAUAGAUUUAUGGCUAACGACAAGAAAAGUACAAGAGGCGCUGACGGCACAUUACGGCUGUACCGCUUUCAACGUGGCCAUCCAGGACGGCCGGGAAGCUGGCCAAUCGGUACCUCACGUCCAUGUGCACAUUUUGCCCCGCGUAGAGGGUGACUUGGAAAGGAACGACGAGAUUUACGACUCAUUGCAAGAAUGGGCUCCGCGACAAGAACUGAAAAAGACAGUGCAGAGCCUUGAAGUGCCAGAAGAUGGGGAUCGCAGAGACCGGACUGCACAAGAAAUGGCCGACGAAGCAGCUCUGUAUCGGAACUCAUUUUAA
Messenger RNA from Phaeodactylum tricornutum CCAP 1055/1, 516 nucleotides. RefSeq lists its product with no specific name. The coding region runs from base 1 to 516 and encodes 171 amino acids. The record is from RefSeq and is a predicted model, not a curated record. Gene Ontology annotation, molecular function: catalytic activity. The transcript has a single exon. NCBI's taxonomy places the organism in Eukaryota, Bacillariophyta, Bacillariophyceae, Surirellales, Neidiaceae.